Messenger RNA from Gymnogyps californianus (California condor), 1344 nucleotides. It is a transcript of the gene POU3F4, whose product is annotated as POU class 3 homeobox 4. Gene Ontology annotation, cellular component: nucleus. Gene Ontology annotation, biological process: regulation of transcription by RNA polymerase II; brain development. The transcript has a single exon. The coding region runs from base 1 to 1125 and encodes 374 amino acids. The record is from RefSeq and is a predicted model, not a curated record. NCBI's taxonomy places the organism in Eukaryota, Metazoa, Chordata, Aves, Accipitriformes, Cathartidae. Gene Ontology annotation, molecular function: RNA polymerase II cis-regulatory region sequence-specific DNA binding; DNA-binding transcription factor activity, RNA polymerase II-specific.
AUGGCCACAGCCGCCUCCAACCCCUACAGCCUCCUCGGCUCCGGCUCGCUCGCCCAUGCGGACGGCGCGGGCAUGCAGCAGGGGAGCCCCUUCCGCAACCCGCAGAAGCUGCUGCAGAGCGAGUACCUGCAGGGCGUCCCCGGCAAUGGGCACCCGCUGGGGCACCACUGGGUGACCAGCCUGAGCGACGGCGGGCCCUGGCCCUCGGCGCUGGCCGGUGGCCCGCUGGAGCAGCCCGACGUCAAGCCGGGCCGCGAGGACCUGCAGCUGGGCGCCAUCAUCCACCACCGCUCGCCCCACGUCUCCCACCACUCGCCCCACGCCAACCACCCCAGCGCCUGGGGCGCCAGCCCGGCCCACAGCGCCUCGCUGGCCCCCCCCGCCGCCGCCGCCGGGCAGCCCCUCAACGUCUACUCGCAGGCCGGUUUCGCGGUGGGCGGCAUGCUGGAGCACGGCGGGCUGACCCCGCCGCCCGCCGCCGCCGCCGCCGCAGCCGCCGCCGCCGCCGCGCAGGGCUUGCACCCGGGGCUGCGGGGCGAGGGCGGCGGGGAGCACGGCGAGCUGGGGGGGCACCACUGCCAGGACCACUCGGAUGAGGAGACGCCGACCUCGGACGAGCUGGAGCAGUUCGCCAAGCAGUUCAAGCAGCGGCGCAUCAAGCUGGGCUUCACCCAGGCCGACGUGGGCUUGGCCCUGGGGACCCUCUACGGCAACGUCUUCUCGCAGACCACCAUCUGCCGCUUCGAGGCCCUGCAGCUCAGCUUCAAGAACAUGUGCAAGCUGAAGCCGCUGCUGAACAAGUGGCUGGAGGAGGCCGACUCCUCCACCGGCAGCCCCACCAGCAUCGACAAGAUCGCGGCGCAGGGGAGGAAGAGGAAGAAGCGGACCUCCAUCGAGGUGAGUGUCAAGGGCGUGCUGGAAACGCACUUUCUCAAGUGUCCCAAGCCGGCCGCCCAGGAGAUCUCCUCGCUGGCAGACAGCCUGCAGCUGGAGAAGGAGGUGGUGCGGGUCUGGUUCUGCAACCGGCGGCAGAAGGAGAAGCGCAUGACCCCGCCGGGGGAGCAGCCGCAGCACGAGGUGUACUCCCACGGCGUGAAAACGGACACGGCCUGCCACGACCUCUGACCGGGGGUUGUUGGGGCAGGCAGGACUGCGGGCAGCGCGGAUUUUCCGCCGGGGCUUUAACUUAUGGUUUCCGAGAGGCGGGAGACGUGGAGCGGGGGCUCCCCGCUCGCCGCCUGGGCAAUAUUUUUUCUCUCUCCGACCUUUCCGCUGAUCAGUACGCGGUGUUUACUCGCAGACAAGGUUUGUUUUCGGUCUCCGCUAGGACGAAGGGGAAAAAAA